Cololabis saira (Pacific saury) is the source of this 2474-nucleotide messenger RNA. It is a transcript of the gene bnip3la, whose product is annotated as BCL2 interacting protein 3 like a. Gene Ontology annotation, cellular component: mitochondrial envelope; nucleus; mitochondrial outer membrane. The coding region runs from base 39 to 746 and encodes 235 amino acids. The transcript has 6 exons. Gene Ontology annotation, biological process: defense response to virus; positive regulation of apoptotic process; mitochondrial outer membrane permeabilization. NCBI's taxonomy places the organism in Eukaryota, Metazoa, Chordata, Actinopteri, Beloniformes, Belonidae. The record is from RefSeq and is a predicted model, not a curated record.
GCCUGCGUCUCGUGCUGAACGUCAGAACUGUUGUCAACAUGUCCACCGCUGCAGCUUCUACAAACAAUAACGAAGAGCCGGGGCUCCAAGGUUCCUGGGUAGAGCUGGAGCUGAAUGGGAAUACAGGGGCUCAGGGAAGGCAGACUAACCUGCCGACACCACCUGCUGCAGACCAAAUAAAUGCCAAUGCCGACAUGAGUCAGACACUCCAGACCUUGGAAGUGGUUGAAAGUGACGAAACCCUGAUAGGAGGACUGGAGCAUGUACCAUCAUCCUCAUCUAUCCAUAAUGGAGACAUGGAAAAGAUUCUUCUGGAUGCACAGCACGAGUCCAGCCCAAGUAACUCCUCCUGUGAAAGUCCUCACAGGCCACAGAGUCCAGAGCAGGAUGAUGGACAGAUAACAUUUGAUGUGGAGAUGUCCAGCCCAAGAGAUAGUCAGUCAGAAGAAGAGAAUGCAGACAGGGAUGGGGAGGAUGAUAUAUUGAUGAACAAAGAAGUAGACUGGGUUGCAGACUGGUCCAGCAGACCUGAAAACAUUCCGCCAAAGGAGUUCCACUUUAGGCACCCCCGACGCUCGGUAUCUCUCAGUAUGAGAAAGAGUGGAGUCAUGAAGAAAGGGGGCAUCUUUUCUGCUGAAUUCCUCAAAGUUUUCAUCCCUUCGCUGCUCAUCUCACACAUCUUCGCUCUUGGCCUCGGGGUGUACAUCGGGAAGAGAAUUGCUACAGCCUCCACCAGCUCUUACUAAAUAGAAAAUGAAGUGUCUGGAUGUGCUCCUGUCUCCAGUCUCUCAACCUCCCGUAGUCAAGCUCUGUCUCUGCAUCUGUCGUGCACCCACGUUUCCUCUCCAGUCAGAAUUAAUUGGUGCCACGCUGUAGAUGUAUACUUAUUAUGUCAUUGCACUCCAUAAGAUUUUGACACAGAGGGCCAUAUCAUGGUAUAAGCAGUCACUGACUUUAAUCCAAGUCAAAAAUAUGCAACACAGGGUUGAUGUCUGCUGGUUUCAGGCUGAAGUUUUGUCUUCCUGUGUUUGUGUUAAAGCACCAGAAUUCUGUCCUUUGUCCCAAGCUGCAGCUUUCCUCUGGUGUUUUCAAAGGCAAAAAUGAACCAAUAAUUAGUGCUAAAUCUGCAGUAUGAAUUAAUUAAAUUGGCUGCGGGAACAGAAAGGACUUAUCACCUCAAUUUUUGAACUUAACAUUCACGGUGCAGUGAAUUCAGGGUAAAGGCUGGAUUAUGCUGCACCAUGGGAUCAGUUUUUUUAAUUCUGCAUAUUUUUCAGGCCAGAAGUUGCAUCAUGUUAGCCCCAGAGGUUUUCCUGUUAAAAGCUUUGUUUUUUUUUUAGGGUUGAGAAGCUUAAGCAUGAAUCUGGUACACAGCUUGAUAAUUUUAAUGUGAGGUCGAUGGAGAGUUUUAUCAUAGUGGAACUCAGAGUGGAAGGUAAUAUACCAGGCCAUAUGCUAUUUUUGCCUACAUAUCUUUUUCUUUUACACAUAACAGCAGUAGCAAAGUGCCAAAAUUUUUAUCUUUCACCACUGCACAUUGGUGAUUUGUCUUAGUUUUUGUCAAAUAUUUAGGUAUUUAAAAAUGUAGAUGUGAAAAAAUAAUUUAAGCUGUGAUCUUCCCCAUGUAAUAGUCUCCUGUUAACAUUGUAUAUUUCUUUAUAAAUUGAUAUAAAUGUAUAUCAUAUCUGAUACAUUGUGGCAGUGUAAGUAAUGCUUUCUUUCCUGUUGCUAAGUUGCCGAAGCUUCAUUGACAGACACCACCAAUACAGAGGAGGCUCUUUCUGAGGUGUCUUUUAAGAGUGUUAUCUGACUUUAAUGUAGAUUUCACUGUUCAGUAAUGUCACCGGAUAUGAAAAAAUACAUAAUGCACGGUGUGGGACAUCUGGAAAGAGAACAGACAUCAUUUCCUGAGGAAAAUGCAUGCAUUUCUGUAUAUUGAUGCUGAUUGCACGACUCCUCUGAAAGUGUAAAAUGAUGACAUAAUUAUAUGAAAAUCACUGACUAUAAGGUACAAUACUGGCAGUAUUGUAAUGAAAGCCCUCAUCAAGGUUUUAAUGCAUGUUGUAAUUUGUACUAACCCAUAACAUGUACAUGUGGUCCCUACAGGCUGAUGUACAGCUUAUUGGCGUGCAAUACAGACCAUUGUGAAAUUUGAAUAAAGUUUGUACUGUAUGCAGUUGCUGAUGUAUAAAUACAGAGGGAGGAGAUCUAGCCCCACUGAAAUCAGUACAUUGUUUUCUAACCAUUAACAGGCACAUAUUAGAAGCUUCUGCAACGCUUAGAGCAGUGGGCUUUGUGAAAUAUACAUUCUAUUGAAAACUCAGACUGAGAUGUGAACACAGUUGUAGUCUGUGGAGGUUAAAUGACAUGUUGCCUGUUUAACAAAGAACACAAUGUAAGCCUGACUGACAAUGUUUGUGAUAAUUGGGAGGCUUGGUGAAUUUUCAUAAACAAUAAAUGGCACUAGGUUACAA